Wyeomyia smithii (pitcher-plant mosquito) is the source of this 5204-nucleotide messenger RNA. RefSeq names its product gamma-aminobutyric acid type B receptor subunit 1 (gene GABA-B-R1). Bases 258 to 2810 code for a protein of 850 amino acids. The transcript has 16 exons. Gene Ontology annotation, molecular function: G protein-coupled GABA receptor activity. Gene Ontology annotation, cellular component: membrane; G protein-coupled receptor heterodimeric complex. Gene Ontology annotation, biological process: gamma-aminobutyric acid signaling pathway; G protein-coupled receptor signaling pathway. The record is from RefSeq and is a predicted model, not a curated record. NCBI's taxonomy places the organism in Eukaryota, Metazoa, Arthropoda, Insecta, Diptera, Culicidae.
CUUCACCGUUUAGGACGUGUUAACUUUUGUCGGAGUUGUACUUUCUACCGGGAAUCAAAUGUUUUUUUUCUUCUAUGAGUUAAUCUAUAUGGAAGGGUGAAAAGAGAACAUCAGUCGCGCAAAAAGUGCCAUAACUUUGAAGAUAUACGGAAAAGAAAGUGGUUGCCGCGGUGAUAGAUGACGAUACCUGUCGUUAUGAACGGAUUGACUAAAAAGCAUUGACACUGUUAAUAUUCUGAGCCUUCUAGUGACGAUUGAUGCCGAAUUCUAUAUUAGAUGGAAAUCCACCCAACAGGAUUUCUGCACUAUUCGACGAUAUGUUGUUGAAUAUCUUUGUGAAUGUGUCUUUUCUAGUGUUGAUGUUAAAUAUAAAUGUCGUAAGUGGAUACAACCAGUUACAUAUCGGUGGAAUUUUUCCUAUUAACGGAAAAGGAGGCUGGCAGGGCGGUCAGGCUUGUAUGCCUGCUGCAAAGCUGGCUCUUCAGGAUGUCAACGAGAAAGAAGAUCUAUUGCCUGGAUUUAAUCUGACACUACACAGCAAUGACAGCGAGUGUGAGCCCGGACUUGGAGCUAGUGUUAUGUACAAUCUGCUGUACAAUGCUCCCCAAAAGCUGAUGCUACUAGCAGGAUGCAGCACUGUAUGUACGACAGUUGCCGAAGCAGCGAAAAUGUGGAACCUAGUUGUGUUGUGUUACGGCGCAUCUAGUCCUGCCUUAUCAGAUAGAAGUAGAUUUCCUACAUUAUUCAGAACGCAUCCAUCUGCCACUGUACAUAAUCCAACUAGAAUAAAACUAAUGCAGAAAUUUGGAUGGUCGCGUGUAGCGAUCCUGCAGCAAGCCGAAGAAGUGUUCAUAUCGACUGUCGAGGAUUUAGAAACUCGGUGUAAAGAAGCCAGCAUCGAGAUAGUGACAAGACAAUCAUUCCUUUCCGACCCUACCGAUGCGGUACGAAAUCUCCGGAGACAAGAUGCCCGUGUCAUCGUCGGACUAUUUUACGUAGUCGCAGCCAGGCGGGUCCUGUGCGAAAUGUACAAACAACAGCUUUACGGCAGAGCAUACGUGUGGUUUUUUAUCGGAUGGUACGAAGAUAAUUGGUACGAAGUAAAUCUCAGGAACGAAAAUAUCUCUUGCAGCAAAGAACAAAUGAGAAUUGCAGCACAGGGUCAUCUGACAACCGAAGCCCUAAUGUGGAAUCAGAACAAUCAGAAAACCAUCUCAGGAAUGUCAUCGGAAGAUUUUCGAAAACGCUUAAACGACGCACUAAUUGAGGAAGGAUAUGACAUCAGUCACAAUCGAUAUCCUGAGGGUUACCAAGAAGCACCACUCGCCUAUGACGCUGUGUGGAGCGUGGCCUUAGCAUUCAACAAGACUAUGCAGAAACUAAAAAAAAUGAACGUGGGGAAAAAUCUGAAAGAUUUUACCUACACCGAUAAAGAGAUAGCAAACACCAUUUAUGCCGCGAUGAACUCAACGCAGUUCCUAGGAGUGUCGGGAUGGGUCGCAUUUAGUUCACAGGGUGAUCGUAUCGCUUUGACGCAGAUAGAGCAGAUGAUUGAUGGACAGUAUUACAAAUUAGGAUAUUAUGAUACCCAAGCAGAUAAUCUUACCUGGUUUAACAUGGAAAAAUGGGACGGCAGCAAGAUACCCCAAGAUAGAACAAUUGUGCGACGUGUUCUGAGAACCGUUUCACUGCCCCUCUUCAUCUGCAUGAGCACUGUGUCAAGCUGUGGUAUCGUGGUGGCAAUUGGGCUUAUCGUGUUCAACAUAUGGCACCGUCACCGAAGAGUCAUCCAAUCAUCGCAUCCGGUAUGCAACACUAUCAUGCUGUUCGGCGUUAUCACCUGUUUAGUGUCAGUGAUAUUGCUAGGAAUUGACGGACAAUUUGUUACUGCUGCAAAUUAUCCUAAGAUUUGCCAAGCUCGGGCAUGGAUUUUGUCUACGGGAUUUACGCUAGCAUACGGAGCAAUGUUCAGCAAAGUGUGGCGCGUACAUCGAUUCACUACGAAAACAAAAACCGACCCCAAAAAAAAAGUUGAACCAUGGAAGCUGUACACGAUGGUAUCCGGACUGUUAACAGUGGAUCUAGUAAUUUUACUGACCUGGCAAAUUCAGGAUCCCUUGCAGCGACGGCUCGAAACGUUUCCUCUAGAGGAUCCUAUAUCCUCUAAUGACGAUGUGAAGAUCCGGCCGGAGCUCGAACAUUGCGAAAGCCACAAUAACUCGGUCUGGUUAGGUGUUAUUUACGGCUUUAAAGGACUGAUAUUGGUGUUUGGACUAUUCCUUGCUUAUGAAACUCGAUCGCUUAAGGUGAAGCAGAUCAACGAUUCGCGAUAUGUUGGUAUGAGUAUAUAUAAUGUGGUGGUCCUUUGUUUGAUCACCGCGCCUGUUGCCAUGGUAAUCGCUUCACAGCAAGAUGCCUCCUUCGCUUUUGUCGCCCUCGCCGUCAUUUUUUGCUGUUUUCUCAGUAUGCUGCUCAUAUUUGUGCCAAAGGUAAUCGAAGUAUUGCGACAUCCAAAAGACAAAGCGGAAUCGAAAUUUAGCAACGAAAUUGGUAUUUCCAAGGAAGAUGAAGAACGAUACCAAAAGCUGGUAUCAGAGAAUGAUGAUCUUCAGAAAUUGAUAACUCAGAAAGAAGAUAAAAUCCGAAUACUAAAACAACGACUAGCGGACAAGGAAUCAGCCGGCAAAGGCGGACAGCUGCAUUUUGGAGAUUCUCAUGCCGGAAACAAUGCUCAAUUAAACAACAACAAUCAAAUAAUGGUGACAGCAACAGCGGGAGUCACACAAGAUCUAUGCGACGAGCGAAUAUGAAAAUUAAGUCAAUUCACCAACACGUGAUAGUUACUAGUUCUAGUAAGAGAAUGUUUUACUGCGAUGACGUUGCAUCAACUAGUUUAUAAUUCAGUGUAAAUAGACCAGUUUAUCUCGUCAGAUAAUUGUACAUCAUUUUCGUCCUGUUUUUCUACGAAAUGUUAAAGAUUUGUACAAACGUGUUUUAGCGUAUUUGAAAAUACCCCGAACGGUGUUAGACAUAAUUGAAAAUCCAUACUUGAGCAUUUGAUUCUAAAAAUCUUUAGACGAUCUUUUGUAUAUAGAAAUUUUAACAAUAGCACACUUAAACGGUUAUUCGAGAAACGAAAUUGUUUUGGUUAUGUUCGUGCGGAAAUGUUUGUACAGUAGCACUGAAAACGUUUUCUAUUUGUAAGCUAUGACAGAAGAAUGCUACAAUGAAAUUAUACCACAGGCUUGUGAGGAUUUAUAGAACAUAUUUAGACAUAGUUACAAAAAAUAGCUAGAACGAUAUUUAGAAACUAUUAAGUACGAAUGGUUAGAUAAAAAUAAACGAAAAAUUAUCAAUCUAACUAAUUAUUAUUUAAUUGAUAGAGAUGUAUAUAGAAUGAUAUUGACAAAAGAUGACAAAAAACGACCCAAUACAAUCAGCAAAUUCAAUUGUGACAACGCAUGAAAACCAUAAACUCCGUUAAAAAAUGGUUAAUAUAGCAAUGCAAGCAACUAAAUUUUUCAUGCUCAUUAAAUUCGCUGGCCAUGUUUAGACUCACGCUCAGGCACGUUUUGCUCAUCAUUAUAACCAUGAAUGGAAAUAAAAAAAUUAGGAAACUGUUUGCAAUUUGAUCACUUUAGGAACGUCGGAGUCACUGGAUAGAUCUUAACAAUAGACAGAAAUGUGUUUUCCUGGCUUUGAUUAGAUAAUGAUUAGAAACUAGGCUAAAAUCCUAAUUGGUUCACACAUUCCGUAAUACGAUUCGUUUCAAUUUACCCUAGAUUAAUAAUAUAUGUAUUUAAUUUUAUGUUUACGAAGAAAAUUGAAUAACUAUUAUAUAAUAAACCGUCCCUUCAAUCAGAUGGAGUUUCCAUAAAAAUUAAUCUGGUGUUACUUGUUAGUUUUAUACUUUGUAUGCAUUUUAAUAUGACGAAAGAUAAUAUUCCAAAUGAGAAUUGGUAGGCACAGCAUUGCUUUGACUUUCAUUUAAUUCGAAACCAAACAAAGAAAAAUUGCACUCUGACGUCUUAUAACCACCUAUAUCGCUAUUAUAAUACGAUUUAACAACAUCUUACCGUACACUGUGUGGUUGCUUCAAUAACUUUUUAGUAAACUAUGCCAAAAUUGCUCCCAAAAAACAAAUCAACUGCGAUGAUUGAAACAUUAUUUAAUGAAUUAAUUGAAUUCUUUAAAUGAAAUUUUAAUGAAAGCAUCAAAGACACUACUUUAGAAGUGUUCAUCAGUAUACUGUCAAGUCGUUAUGCUACAUACCGUACAUCGUGAUUGUGGCUAAAGCUCUACAUCGAACUGAAGAUAAUAGCUUAGUUGUAACCAUUCUUUUUGCUGGCGAAUCAUACAUCUUCUGAGAGGAAUAUACUCCUACUAUGAUUAAGCAGUGAGGUGCAAUUUCCAUUAGAAUUUCGUGAGCCAAACGAUUUAAACAAUCUUCUUCCACUUAACCAACUUCAAACGAGAAAUUAAUGUUUAUGCUUAAAAAGGCAAGAAUUGUGGAAAGUCAACUCCCGGUUUCCGCAUCACACUGUAUUGGUUCUUCGAAACUAUUUUGUCGAAGGUUCGAAGUAUAUCGUUCUGCAAUCUUCGUAUUCGACUCUUUCAGAUCCGUGUGACUGGGUAUUCUGCAAAAUUGAACGACUGCUCCGUGGUUACCCUUGUAAGACGAUUGAGAUGAUCCAAACUAAAUCAAAGAAGGCUCUGAAGGCAAUUUCAGAAAAAUAUGUCUUGGCAGAAGUGCAUUGCAUCAGAUGGAGAAUGCUUUGAAGGCUAUUAAAUUGAUUAAGAAGAUUGAAUGAAUAUUUUUCAUUUUAGACGACAGCUACCUCACUUUUUAAUCAUAGUACUACGUCUUUGUUUUGCAAUUGCAGAAUUGCAAAACAAUAACGCAAAUUUUUUCACUGUUUCUCUACAAAAACGGAACAUGUCUUUUAUUUUCAGGAACCUCAAAACGUACUUGAAAAAUAGUGUUUUUAAAUUAUUUCCCUUCAAAUCCUAAAACAACUUGAAUCAGCCCAUAAUACAUCAUUGCACAUUUCUCAGUUAGUUCAUAUACUAGGUUGAAUACAACAAUGAUUAACAACAUUGUUGGAAACGAGUUUGUGGCGAUGCUACAGCGAAUAGUUAAAUUCUGAGUGCUAUCUGUUAAGAAAAACAGUUCUUUCUGUAAAAAAAGUUCAAAUAAAUGUGAA